CACCAGAUGACAAAUGAAACGGCAACAGACCAACUCGAGGUGCUGAAGCAGAUGGUCUUUUCGCGGUUGCAAUUUUUCGAACGAGCGAAGCUGCGGAUUUUGGAAACAGCCACUCUUGUCCAAAACCGCAUAAAAGAACAGGAGGCGUUGGCAGAAGAAACGCUGAAAGCCAUUUCAAACAUGAAGCAGGACUACAAGAAAACUGGCUGCCACUACCACUCGACCCGUUUGGCUUCAAAUUUCGUCAAAAACCAGCAGCAGCACUGUGCAAAUAGUAAAGCGGCAACGGCCGGCUCUGGUGCUAGCUUCGGCUCGGGCUCCUUAAAAGAAAAUACGCGCAAGAUGACCG
Messenger RNA from Amoebophrya sp. A120, 349 nucleotides. Lineage: Eukaryota; Dinophyceae; Syndiniales; Amoebophryaceae. The record is from the annotation of a GenBank genome assembly.